AGAGAGGGUCGAGCAGACCGAGUCAGUCGAUUUGAUUUCAACACUGAACGAAAAGUUUUCAUUCAGUACAAAAAUAGCCACCGUUCAACAAUUAUUUCCUUGAGACAGUUGCGUUGUUAAUUAUUAUUAUUUAUACAAUUAUAUAUAAGUAUAUAUUAUUAUUGUUACGUUAUAGUUAUAUAGGUAUUUUAUUUUUCAAUACGUCGAAAUCGUAAUUUUCUCCGAAAAAACAGAAGAUAUCGCAAUAUGAGCGGCCGUAGCAGAUUCGCGUUCGGCAGCCAGACCCAGGCGCCCCAGUACCAGAACCGAUGCGCUCUGUGCUUGACCACGACCACGGAGGACGGUAACGCGACGGCUGUCUGCCAGCACACGGCCAGCGUCGAGUCGGCGCUGCACUAUCUGCGUAAUUACGGCGCGCCGACGAGUCCGCCGUACGGGCCGCCGCCGCCGCAUCACGGCCAGCAGGACGCGGCCCCGGCCCCGGCGACGUCUGCGCUCCCGUCGUUCGGCGGCUGUUCCCCGCCCGUCUCGCCCAACUACUACACGCUGGCCGAGUUCCUGUUGCGCAUGAACCGCAUGCAGCAGGAGAACAGCGGUGCCGGCUACCAUCACUUGCGCCAGCCACCGAUCUCGUCCAGGCCGCCCAAGCCCAAGUCCGAGAUGGGAUGCCUGCGCGAGUGCGCGUUCUGCAAGAGCAACGGCGAGACGGCCGAGUUCUACAAGUCGCACUUCCUCAAGGACCCCGUCGGCCGCGUCAGAUGCCCGAUACUGCAACGGUAUCAAUGUCCAUUUUGUUACGCAACUGGAGAGAACGCACACACAAGGCGUUACUGUCCAAAAAAUCCAAACAAAAUGUGUUUUAUCAAAGGAGAUCAACUUGUUAAGCAAAAUUUGCAGUGAAAAAUAAAUAUUAUUGUUUAUAUGUUUAGUUAAUAUAUUAUAAAAUAAUUGUUUUGGAUUUAAUAAUUAUAGUAAUUAAUAAUGAAUAUGUUAUUAAUGAUUUUAUGAAUAGAUAACUACAAUUAUAUUUAAAAAUAAUUUUACUUAG
Messenger RNA from Metopolophium dirhodum (rose-grain aphid), 1048 nucleotides. Its product is annotated as nanos homolog 3-like. The transcript has 3 exons. Lineage: Eukaryota; Metazoa; Arthropoda; Insecta; Hemiptera; Aphididae. The record is from RefSeq and is a predicted model, not a curated record. Gene Ontology annotation, cellular component: perinuclear region of cytoplasm. Gene Ontology annotation, biological process: negative regulation of translation; oogenesis. Bases 247 to 900 code for a protein of 217 amino acids. Gene Ontology annotation, molecular function: zinc ion binding; mRNA binding.